AAAAUAACGUGUUUGAAAUCUGGUCCUAUCGACCCAAAUGUCCCUUCAAACACCGUGGCCCUAAUAGUACCCUCAAUCCCGACCCUCUCAAGAACAAUUUCCAUAGAGGGAGAAAACGAGAUUGACGAAGAACACUUCUUCUUCGCCAGAGGGCCAAUCAACCCUUCGAUUGAUUCUACUGAAUUUACGUAGUCCUCUAUUGAUCUGAUCUCUAGGUCUUCUUAAUUGGUUAAAGUCGAAAUGGAUCAAGAGAAUGACCCGGCAGGUGCUGUCAGGCCCUCAAAUCGUCAGGGAGGGGUGAUUGGACAAAAUAGGAGAGCAUUAAGCACCAUCAACGUGGAUUUAGUCGCCCCUACACAGUAUUCUUGUGCUGUGUCCAAGAGAAAUGGCUUCAAGGAAAACAAUGCAAAUGUAGCUAAUAAGAACACACCUCAAGUUCUUGCUCAUCGUCCCAUCACGAGGAAAUUGACUGCACAAUCCGCUAAAAAACAACAGCAGCGGCAUCAACCAUUCACUUAUGGUACUAAGCCACCACUCCAAUCAGCAGCACAUAGGAAUAAAUAUGGUGUUGAUGAUGACUUCAAUGUUCCCAUGUUUGUGCAACACACAGAGGCUAUGCUGGAGGAAAUAGAUCAGAUGGAUAAAGAAAUUGAGAUGGAAGAUGUGGAGGACUAUGUAAUUGUUGAUAUAGACAGUCCAGACAAGAAGGAUGCACUUGCUGUGGUUGAGUAUAUUGAUGACAUAUAUGCAUACUACAAGAAGACUGAGACCUCUAGCUGCGUGCCCCCGGACUACAUGGAUCGGCAGCCUGACAUCAAUGAAAGAAUGAGAGGCAUUCUCAUUGACUGGCUCAUUGAGGUGCAUUACAAGUUUGAACUGAUGGAGGAGACUCUUUAUCUGACAGUGAGUCUCAUAGAUAGAUUCUUGAAUCUCCAACCGGUAGUUAGGAAAAAGCUCCAGCUUGUUGGGCUAACGGCAAUGCUUCUCGCUUGCAAAUAUGAAGAAGUGUCUGUUCCUGUUGUGGAAGAUCUCAUAUUAAUUUCGGACAAGGCUUACACUAGGAAGGAAGUAUUAGACAUGGAGAAGUUAAUGUUAAAUGUCUUACAGUUCAACAUGUCAGUGCCCACGCCGUAUGUGUUUAUGAGGCGGUUUAUUAAAGCUGCACAAUGUGAUCGGAAGUUGGAACUCAUGUCUUUCUUCAUGAUUGAACUAUGCCUUGUUGAGUACGAGAUGCUGCGGUUCUCGCCCUCUCUGUUAGCGGCCGGGGCGAUCUUUACAGCUCAAAGCAGUCUGAUUGGCUGCAAACAGUGGGACAGAACUUGUGAGAAGUAUACUGGAUAUACUCAUGACCAACUGUUGGAGUGCUCAAAGCUGAUGAUUUCUUUUCAUCACAAGGCAGGAACUGGGAAGCUAACUGCAGCAUUCAGAAAGUACAGUGCAUCCCAAUAUGGCCGUGUUGCUAAGGAUGAGAUUUUCAAUUUUCUUCAAAAUGCAUCUAUGUUUUAUUAGGUGUGCAGGAUUGAACACCUAAUGACUGGUGAGGUAGGGACCGGAGGGGGGGGGGGGGUGAGCUGCAACAAAAGUUGCCCCUAGGUGGAUGCUAUAUUUUGUUAAUGUCAGAAUGUCUUUACAUUUCAUCUAGACAAUAUGCAUUUAUUAAUAUGAAGCUAUUAGGUGUUGAAGGUUUCGUUUGGAUUUGCCUAAUAUUGGAUCACUGAAUAUUGUUGUCAUCUAUAGUUUAGUUUUGUUCAAGUGCAAAAAGCUUAUUAUUUGACCAUCAAACCUUGAAAUAUAAUUACAUAAGCUAUUGUACUCCAUUUCU
Molecule: messenger RNA, 1822 nt
Organism: Cuscuta epithymum
Lineage: Eukaryota; Viridiplantae; Streptophyta; Magnoliopsida; Solanales; Convolvulaceae
Source: the annotation of a GenBank genome assembly